Messenger RNA from Piliocolobus tephrosceles (Ugandan red Colobus), 2105 nucleotides. RefSeq names its product lipase C, hepatic type (gene LIPC). Gene Ontology annotation, biological process: lipid catabolic process. NCBI's taxonomy places the organism in Eukaryota, Metazoa, Chordata, Mammalia, Primates, Cercopithecidae. Gene Ontology annotation, molecular function: lipoprotein lipase activity; apolipoprotein binding. The coding region runs from base 559 to 2058 and encodes 499 amino acids. The transcript has 11 exons. The record is from RefSeq and is a predicted model, not a curated record.
UUUUCCACGCUUGAUGAGAAUUGCCGAGGCACAGCGAAGCCUGCAGCUUCCAUACCUGCCAUGAAAGCAAAUAACUUAUUCGUAAACCUAAGCACUUAAUUAACUAAAUGGAAAGCAAGGCAGUGAGUGAUUCCUGACAUGGCUGAAUUUAAGUCAAGCUGUGAAGCUCCAGGUACAGCCAGAAAUGGAGAUGGACAACUUGAACUGAACCCUGAGAGCUUCUAAAGGGCUUUGGACCACUGCUUCUCAGCAGUUUUUCUUGCCUGCCUAGGAAUCAGUGAUGAACCAUGUCAGCAAGCUACCGUCUUCAGAAAAAUGGUGACUCAUUGGCAGCUCUUCAGAACCCGAAACACAUCACUGAGAAUGAAGAGAGUGGAAUUAGUUCCUGGUUUCCUGCAGCCGUGGAUUCCGUGUGCUAAACUCAGCAAACCUUUGUGAGAUGAGGAUGUGGCAUCCUACUGCAGGGAGGCUUGGGCCAUUGCAAUCUGACCAGUGCCCAGCCCUGCCUGAUACCCAGGAAAUUAGCAAGAAAGCCUGGACCCCGGGUGAAACGGAGAAAUGGACAUAAGUCCCCAGUGUUUCUCCAUUCUCUUGGUUUUAUGCAUCUUUAUCCAACCAAGUGCCCAUGGACAAAGCCUGAAACCAGAGCCAUUUGGAAGAAAAGCUCAAGCUGUUGAAACAAACAAAACGCUGCAUGAGACGAAGACCAGAUUCCUGCUCUUUGGAGAAACCAAUCAGGGCUGUCAGAUUCGAAUCCAUCAUCUGGACACGUUACAGGAGUGCGGCUUCAACUCCUCCCUGCCUCUGGUGAUGAUAAUCCACGGGUGGUCGGUGGACGGCUUACUGGAAAACUGGAUCUGGCAGAUGGUAGCCGCGCUGAAGUCUCAGCCGGCCCAGCCAGUGAAUGUGGGGCUAGCGGACUGGAUCACCCUGGCCCACCACCACUACACCAUCGCCGUCCGCAAUACCCGCCUCGUGGGCAAGGAGGUCGCGGCUCUUCUCCGGUGGCUGGAGGAAUCUGUUCAAUUCUCUCGAAGCCAUGUUCACCUCAUUGGGUACAGCCUGGGUGCACACGUGUCAGGAUUUGCCGGCAGUUCCAUCGGUGGAACGCGCAAGAUUGGGAGAAUCACAGGGUUGGAUGCCGCGGGCCCUUUGUUUGAGGGAAGUUCCCCCAGCAAUCGUCUUUCUCCAGAUGACGCCAAUUUUGUGGAUGCCAUUCACACCUUUACUCGGGAGCACAUGGGCCUGAGCGUGGGCAUCAAACAGCCCAUAGGGCACUAUGACUUCUAUCCCAACGGGGGCUCCUUCCAGCCUGGCUGCCACUUCCUAGAGCUCUACAGACAUAUUGCCAAGCACGGCCUCAAUGCCAUCACGCAGACCAUAAAAUGCUCCCACGAGCGAUCAGUGCACCUUUUCAUCGACUCCUUGCUGCAUGCUGGCACGCAGAGCGUGGCCUACCUGUGCAGCGACAUGGACAGCUUCAGCCAGGGCCUGUGCCUGAGCUGCAAGAAGGGCCGCUGCAACACGCUGGGCUACCACGUCCGCCAGGAGCCGCGGAGCAAGAGCAAGAGGCUCUUCCUCGUGACGCGAGCCCAGUCCCCCUUCAAAGUUUAUCAUUACCAGUUCAAGAUCCAGUUCAUCAACCAAACUGAGACACCAAUACAAACAACUUUUACCAUGUCACUACUCGGAACAAAAGAGAAAAUGCAGAAAAUUCCCAUCACUCUGGGCAAAGGAAUUGCUAGUAAUAAAACAUAUUCCUUUCUUAUCACGCUGGAUGUGGAUAUCGGUGAGCUGAUCAUGAUCAAGUUCAAGUGGGAAAGCAGUGCAGUGUGGGCCAAUGUCUGGAACACGGUCCAGACCAUCAUCCCAUGGAGCACAGCGCCCCGCCACCCAGGCCUUGUUCUGAAGACGAUCAGAGUUAAAGCAGGAGAAACCCAGCAAAGAAUGACAUUUUGCUCAGAAAACACAGAUGAUCUACAACUUCGCCCAACCCAGGAAAAAAUCUUCGUGAAAUGUGAAAUAAAGUCUAAAACAUCAAAGCGAAAGAUCAGAUGAGAUUUAUUGAAGACCCCGUGGAAACAAUAAAUGAAUCUUACUCCUUA